Rhizophagus irregularis DAOM 181602=DAOM 197198 is the source of this 1700-nucleotide messenger RNA. RefSeq lists its product as uncharacterized. NCBI's taxonomy places the organism in Eukaryota, Fungi, Glomeromycota, Glomeromycetes, Glomerales, Glomeraceae. Gene Ontology annotation, molecular function: pyrimidine nucleotide-sugar transmembrane transporter activity. Gene Ontology annotation, biological process: pyrimidine nucleotide-sugar transmembrane transport. Gene Ontology annotation, cellular component: intracellular membrane-bounded organelle; Golgi membrane. The record is from RefSeq and is a predicted model, not a curated record.
CAUUAUAAGUAUUAUAAGUGAUUUUCACAAAUGUAAAUCAGAUUGUCGAUUUUUUAUCAUAACUUUUCUCCACCCGAAUUUCUUUGAAAGAUGGGAACAAGAACGUUACUUUUAACAACUGGUAUGUUAAUAAGUGGUGUUUGCAACACCAUUCUUAACAAAUACCAAGACAUGACAUGCGUUGAAGACUGCGAUGAUCCAGAUAAUGCAAAAUAUUUUGAGCAGCCUGUAUGGCAAACUUUUAAUAUGUUCUUUGGAGAAACUAUGUGUUAUGUAUUAGUUUAUGCAAUUUUGAUCUGGGAAUACCAUCAAGCUAGAAAAUAUGCCCCUUUAGCUGUUGAUGGCACCUUAACAGGUAAUUCAGAAGAAAAUAUUGUCAUUGAAGAGAAUGAAAAUGCUGACGUUAAAGUUGAAGAAGGAGAAGAAUUGACUGGAUGGCUCGUAUAUCUGUUUUGGUUGCCAACCUUGUGCGACAUUUGCGGCACUACACUUAUGAAUAUUGGAUUGAUCUAUACUACUGCCUCAGUUUAUCAAAUGCUUCGCGGAGCAGUUGUUUUAUUUACUGGUAGUUUCUCUGUAUUAUUCCUUCGUCGCCGUCUCUAUGCGUACCAUUGGUUUUCUCUUUUUCUCGUAGUUUUGGGUGUCACAAUAGUUGGCAUGAGUAGUAUUCUCUUUCCAUCAGCCGAAGAAAAAUCUGAUCCGUUAAUUGAUACUUUGAAUUCAAACAGUGCCCACACUAGCAAUGGCGAUCUAAAAGCUUCUAUCGGAGUAUUCUUUGUUAUAUUUGCUCAAAUUUUUACGGCAAGUCAAUUUGUUAUCGAAGAGAAAAUUAUGGAAAGAUAUCAUGUUAAACCUUUACGUGCGGUCGGACUUGAAGGAAUAUUUGGACUCUUAACAGUUGGAGUCGGUGCCAUAAUUUUACAUUUUACAAUAGGAAUACAUCAUCCUGGUGGAUAUUUCGAUAUUUCAACAGGCUGGAAUCAGAUACUCUCUUUUAGACAAAUUUGGAUUACAGGGAUCGCUAUAAGCUUCUCCAUUGCAUUUUUCAAUUUUUUUGGAUUAUCAGUCACCAGGACAUUAAGCGCAACUUCUAGGUCUACUAUUGAUACUUCUCGUAUUGUAUUAGUCUGGGUAGUUUCACUUUUUCUUGGUUGGGAAAGCUUCUCUUGGUUUCAAGUAACUGGAUUUGUUAUUCUUGUACUUGGAACAUUUAUAUUUAAUAAUGUUAUAAGACCUCCACCUUUUUUCACCGUACCUUCACCAAGUGUACAAGAAAUUGAACCUUUAUUAUCCGAAGACCAUGAACACAUGUAAUGAUUAGCUAGUUCAACUUAAAGUUUAGUAAAAGUUAUCGCAUUUUUAUAAUAUAAUAAGGAUUAUAAAUGGUAUUCAAUACCAUAGUAUUUUUUUACAUGGCCUAAUAGUGUUUUUAAAGAUAGCAAAACAUCUAUAAAUUAUUUAUAUACAGUAACCUGCCAAAAAUUACCUCAGAUUAUUUUUUUGGAUGCUAAACUGCAUUAAUUCAUACUUAGUAAAAGUACAAUAGUCACAAAAAUAUUGAGUGUAAUUGUAGAGAGAUGAUUUAAAGCUCAUUAGAUUUACCAUAAUAAAAUAGACCAAAUGGUAAUAUUUAACUUCAAUGUAUAAUUAGUACUCUUAAUAGAUCGAUCUGAUCAGAUUGGUAAUACAGUACAACCUAA